Messenger RNA from Ficedula albicollis (Collared flycatcher), 1794 nucleotides. RefSeq names its product myosin light chain kinase, smooth muscle-like. The coding region runs from base 492 to 1616 and encodes 374 amino acids. Gene Ontology annotation, cellular component: cytoplasm; nucleus. The transcript has 10 exons. Lineage: Eukaryota; Metazoa; Chordata; Aves; Passeriformes; Muscicapidae. Gene Ontology annotation, biological process: intracellular signal transduction; protein phosphorylation; positive regulation of apoptotic process. Gene Ontology annotation, molecular function: ATP binding; protein serine/threonine kinase activity. The record is from RefSeq and is a predicted model, not a curated record.
UCCUCUGUAUUAGCUCUGUGUUGCAAACCUGUGGCCCUGGAUGGUGCCAAACGGGGCGUUGGGGCAUGAUCUGGGGACAGCCCGUGAGUGGUGGGGGUUGUUUAUCCCCCAAGUCCGGAAGCGCAGUGCUGGGAAGGAGAGGGAGGGGAGAAUCAGGCAGUUCCCAGCAUGGGAGUGGGAGGAAUGCUCCUGGCUGUACCCCGAGACAUCCCCAGACGUGUGGUCCCAGCUGUCCUCAACCUCCAGCAUCACCCCUUCCCUGCCUCCCCAGCUCCCCAGUGGCUCUGCAGUGACUGGGGAAGGUCAGGGACCCGCAGGUGACCUGGGACAGGAGGGACUGAACAGCAACAGAAGGUGCAGAUCCCCAGGGAGCAGCUGGAGCAGAGACUCAGCCACUGCCUGUCCCAGCUCGGGGCUGCCAGAGCCUGGGGGACACAUCCAGCACCUGUCCUGACUGUGCCAGCACCCUGUGAGGAGCCAGUGGCACCACCAUGUCCCAGGCAGGAGGAGCUGAGGAGGCCUUUGAACACCGUGAUGUGGUCAUCAACAGCCAGGACAAGGUUUCAGAUCUGUACACACAGCUGGAGAAGCUGGGGGAGGGGAAAUUCGGGACAGUCUACAGGCUGCAGGAAAAGGCCACCAGCAAAAUCCGGGCCGGGAAAUAUUUCCGGACGCGCACAGCGAAGGAGAAGCAGGCGGCGCGGGCCGAGGUGGAGCUGAUGAACCUCCUGCACCACCCCCGCCUCGUGCAGUGCCUCGACGCCUUCCAGGGCCCCAGCGAGCUGGUGAUGGUGAUGGAGUACGUGGCAGGCGGGGAGCUCUUUGAGCGCAUCGUGGACGACGACUUCGAGCACACAGAGCCCAGCAGUGCCCAGUACGUGCAGCAGAUCCUGGAGGGGCUGCAGUUCAUGCACGGCCAGGCCGUCGUCCACCUCGACCUCAAACCCGAGAACAUCGUCUGCGUCAGCCCCGGCAGCCACUGGAUCAAGAUCAUCGACUUUGGCCUGGCACGGAAGCUGGCUCCAGACAUCCCUGUGAAGGUGUUGCACGGCACCCCUGAAUUCAUGGCUCCAGAAGUGGUCGCCUUUGAGCCCGUCAGCUUCUCCACAGACAUGUGGAGUGUGGGUGUCAUCUGCUACAUCCUGCUGAGCGGGGAGUCGCCCUUCCAGGGGGACACUGACAUGGAGACGCUGAGCAAUGUCACAGCCGCCCGGUGGGGCUUUGAGGAGGAGACCUUCUCGGAGAUCUCCCAGCAAGCCAAGGACUUCAUCAGCCAGCUGCUGCAGAAGGACCCCCGCCGGCGGCCCCCCAGCGCAGGGGCUCUGCUGCACCCCUGGCUGCAGCAGCCGCAGCCCGGCAGCCCCAGGGCGCUGCCCAAGGACAGGAUCCGGCAGUUCCUGGCUCGGCGCAAGUGGCAGAAAACAGGGAAAGCCCUGCUGGCCCUCAAGAGGCUGACCCUGCUGUCCCAGAGCCUGGAGGGGAAGGCAGCCGAGGCUCAGGAGGAGGAAGGCCGGGAGAAGGAACAGCCCCAGCAAGGUCCUGAGCCCUUGGAGCUGCUGACAGACCAGGAGGAGGAGGAGGAGGAUGGUGGGAGCACUGCAGCCUCAGGGCAGUGACAGCCCCAUCCUGGACCACCUGGAGAUGGGGAUGGUGCCUCCAGCAGCUCCCACAGUGACCUCCCAGCCUGGGGCAGACCCAGACCCCCCUGUGGGUGAGCUCUGGGGUCCCAUGGUGUCCCUCUGCUGCUGUCCCUGCAAGGAAUGCAGGCACCUGCCCCCAAUAAAGCACUGACAA